CUUCGGUGUAGAACUGUAGUGUAGACUAUAGUUUUUGUUCGUUCGACGAAAUCAGAUAGAACCUUUCGUUUACGAGUCCGAAUUGCACUUUGCCGGUUUUUUUAGUUACAAAUAUCAAAUAUUGGUAUUAUUCCCCUUACGUUGUUUACAAUAAAACAUGUCGCUAAAAAUGUUCUGACCUUGCAGUAAUAAUAAUCUGUUCCGGCAUUGAAAAAAUACUGAUUAAGAAACGGGACAAGGUGAAAACUACUUCAAUAAAAUAAUCUUUAGAUAAAUGCGAUCAUCGGAGCACGAAAAAUGUAAUGAAACUUUUCAUCCGAAAAUUGUAGUCUGAUCGGAAAGAAUAGAUUAUGAAGAAAACGCUGUCAAUAUAUUAACAUAACAAAUGUCAGUCAAUAAGCGAAAUUGGUAAAUUUUUUAGUUUGUCAUUUCUUAAAAUAAAAUUUUAUAAAAAAUACAAAAAUAUCACGAUGCUGAGGACAUCAUUACCGCCACCCCCUCCUAGUAUAGACGUUAAUGCGAAUGCUAAGAAGCAUGUCACACGACCUGUAUACAAAAGAGCGCACUCCAUCGGCCCAGCAGCACAGAGAAACAAAAGCCCGGUUAAUAUUAAGAAACCGGGACUGGAGAGAAGAUGCCAAAGUCUUUCGCCUUCACACCAAAAUUCGCGAAGAUCAUUGAGCCGUUCGAAUUGUACCCCCACAUCGGCUUCCGCGCCGCAAACGGGAACCAUGAGCGACGCCCAAUCUCAAGGAGGUUCGGAAAAAAGCUCCGAAAAGGAGCCAGUGCUGCCGCAAUGUGUUAUCACAAAGAUGUUGCGAAACCUCGCCACUAAAAAGAGGGAGUUUAUCAAAAUGCGAAAAAGUUUAAUACAACAACAGAAUUCAUUGCUGGAGCAUUACGCGUCCUUGAGGGACUUGGAGACGCGGGCUGGAGCGACCAGCGAGGAGGCCCUGGGGGAAGUGCGAGUGGUGUCGGUGACGGGAUGGCCUGCCCACGACCUUCUGCUGCUCGUGCGCGAUGACCUCGCGAUGCCGAUGAACUGCGAGAUAAGUGGACUCUUUGGUCCUCAGGUGUUACAGCAGCUGAGCGCCCAGUUGAACUCUAUUCCGGACGAGGUUCUUAACACUGCUGCAGAGGUGAUGGCGCGCCGCAUUGAUCUCCUAAACCUGUUGCGAGGCAAACAUCGCGCCGAUCGGGCGAACUACACCAAUUCCACCACGGGAACGUACAAGAACUUAGAAUGGAAAACCAAAAAUUCUGAAUUUGAUCAUGAAACGGAAAGGUUACAUCGAAUGGUCGCCGGUCUCGUAGAAAACUUGAAAGCAAAAGUUAAUUACUCAAUGGAUUUAGCAAAGGUACCUUGGAUAGAUCGUGAAAUGAUGGUAAGAAAGAUCGAACGUUUGCAAAAAGAGAUAACUAUAUUGCAAAGUAAGAUUGAAGAAAUUACAAAAAAAACAGACGAUGAUAAUAAAGCUGGUGACUCGCCGCAUGACACUUCGCCCACGUAUCAGGCUAUGGCCGAGGAGUUAUCGAAGGAGCGCGCGGCUCGGGAGGCCCUAAAAGAAGUGGUGUCUGCUGCGGAGAGCAUGCUGCGAGUGGCGCGCGCCCGCAUGGCCACCCUGGAGCGGCAGCUCAAGGACACGCGCGCCGAGCUCGACGCCGCGCGCCGCAAGCACAAAGACCUCGAGCAACUCGUAAACAGACUCGCACAUGAACAUUCGCAUAACACAUAUCGGCACCGGGAAACCAGCUACGAUGCGCGUUCGAAGAAACUACUAGAAGUUUCUAAAACCGGAGAAAUGACCAUUGAGGCAUUAUCUCGCCAACGUGACGCUCUAGAGCUGAGGGUAAAGGAACUACGCGAGCAAACUGAGAUGGCGGAACGAGCAGCCGAGGCCCGCGAGGCGGAGCAAAGAGCCCGCGCAGAUUCGCUGCAAGCAAAAGUAGUGGACCAGGAAAAGAGCAGACUUGCAGCGGAAAGUCGUGCGGCGGAGUUGGAUGUUCGUGUCAAAGAACUAGAGGAACAGCUGCAUGCAUUGCGAGAACGUUCUGUGAGACUUGUUGAUAUGGAACGUAGACGAUGUCUGGAAUACGUCCCAUCAAAAGAAAAUGAACCGACAGACAGGGAAACUGAAAUCUGGAAAGAGUUACAAGUCACCAGGGUAGCUUUAACUCGAGCAGAAGAGGAACUGCGUCAAAGUCGAGCUGAUAAAGACAAAUUUUUGAAUUCUCUUUCUAAAAUUGCUCAAGGUGAAGGCAGCGAAAACUGUCAAGAUAAAAUGGCUACAGAAUUAUUAGAUAGAGAACAGAAAAUAGUAAAAUUACAACAUUUCAUCGAUGAGCAUCGUGAAAACGAAAAAUUAAUGGAGCAAACUAUGACCCAGUAUGAGAAUCAGCUUGCUGCACUGCGACUAGAAAUAAAACGGCUGCGCAAUUAUGAUUGCUAUGCAAAAGAGAUUCCGUAUCAAGAGUUACAGACUGAGUUGAUGGAGAUGCAUAUGCAAGUUGAGACAUUGUCUCGCGAACGUGCUGCCCUGGUAACAGCGGCUGCGUCGCGGGCCUUAAUGCUUGAAAGACACGAGCGUUCUGCCGAGUUGUUUGCUAAGAUGACUCGAGCGCGAAGAGAUUUAGCAGCAAUGCUCGAUGGGCGUACUGAACCACCAGGAAUAGAUGAAGCAUCACAUGCAGAGAUCUCAAGAUCACUGUCAUCGGUGUGCGCUAACGCAGCGGACACAUGGAGCGCGUUGCGGGCCGAACGCGCGCGGGUUCUACGCCUCGAGAGCGCAGUGCUGGCGCAGAGCUUACAACUGGAGCGCGAGGGGCGCGUGCGCACGCAGCUGGAACGCCGGCGCGCCCUGCUCGAGAGGGAAGUGUUGCGGGUGCGCUCUUCCGACCACGCCACUCUCGGCAACAAUCCAAGAUUUCGGGCAUUUUUCGGUAUGAGCAGAAAGAGAUGAGGCACGCAUUUUACGACAGUUACAUCACAACAUAUAUAUUUGAGUCAACUGUUUUGUCUUUGAAUGAACACGUAAAAGUUUUGAUAGUA
Messenger RNA from Chilo suppressalis (striped riceborer), 3049 nucleotides. NCBI's taxonomy places the organism in Eukaryota, Metazoa, Arthropoda, Insecta, Lepidoptera, Crambidae. The record is from the annotation of a GenBank genome assembly.